UUGAUUGUUUUUAGACUCUAUGCACCGAUUCACGGCAUCGUUUGCGUUGGUUUGUGUGUUUUCGGAAUUCUGACGAACAUCGUGCACGUUAUAGUGCUAACUCGACCAGCCAUGCGAAACUCGGCCGUGAACUGUGUGCUGACGGCGGUAGCGAUCUGCGACAUCGGAACUAUGAACAUUUUGGAACUUUCAUGCUCCUUAUGCUUAAUUUUCAGUAGUUGGCAACGUCCUCAGUUUGCCUGGAAGUUGUGCACGAUGAUCUAUGUAUGCGUUUUUGCGAUGUCCAUUCCCAGUGUGUUCGUUCAUGAAAUUUCCGUCUACGAAGCAUCACGUUGGGAACCAGGAACCAGAUGUGCCUCAUUCUACCCGGCCAACUACACACAAACCAUCUACACGUUUACGGUAACACUUAGAAUGUAUCCAAGCAGCUGA
Molecule: messenger RNA, 432 nt
Organism: Angiostrongylus costaricensis
Lineage: Eukaryota; Metazoa; Nematoda; Chromadorea; Rhabditida; Metastrongylidae
Source: the annotation of a GenBank genome assembly